This is a messenger RNA of Mesorhabditis belari, 951 nucleotides long. NCBI's taxonomy places the organism in Eukaryota, Metazoa, Nematoda, Chromadorea, Rhabditida, Rhabditidae. The record is from the annotation of a GenBank genome assembly.
AUGAAUUUUCGUUUAAUUUCAAUUCUUUUGUGUUUAGAAAACUUGCUAGCUUUAUGUCCAAAAUCGAGUGUUCCUGGGUCGAUUGAGAAAACCUGUUUUUUCGGAGUAGCUUCCGGGUUCAGUUUCUCGAAAGGAGAUGCAUUUUGUGAAGACUUUGAUGGACACUUGGCCUCAGUAACGAAUUCGGAUGACAAUGAAAAAGUGCUGCAAAUUGGAAAAGAAAUUGUUGAGCAAGAGACCGCUGUCUGGCUGGGCGGGGUCUACGAUGGGAAGAAUGUCAGCUGGCUUGAUGGGUCUUCAGAUGUGUAUCAAAAUUUCGAUGCAGGAACACUCCCCGGCAACAUGAUAAUGAAUUUGACAAACGGCAAGUGGACGACGGCUAGCUGGAACGAGAAGUUGCCGAUAGUUUGUGUUAGCAGGGAUCAGACUGUAACCGAACCGCCAGUCCUCGAAUCUCCAUGUCCCACCGAGUGGUUCUACGUAGCACAAUUGCAAAAUUGUUAUAAACCAAUCUACAAUGUCGAUUUCACAAACGCAAUUGCGACUUGUCGAUCGAUGGACGCGGCUCUGGUGUCGAUUCAUUCAGAGGAGGAGAAUCGAAUUGUAGAUGAUCUCACAAAGUGCGGCCGACCGAUGGACAGUUUUGAGACGGAUUUGGUGCUGAUUGGCGGAGUUUGGUUGGGCCCUAGCAAGUCUGAGUAUGGCUGGUCGGAUGGAUCGCCGUGGAACUACUCGAAAUGGGAGCUGAAUGGACAGCCGCUUGGCCGUCCAUGCUCUAUGAUUUACCCAGACGCGUAUAGCAAUUCCGAAGCGGAUCCCUCAACGUACUUACACCGAUGGACAGAUUAUAUUGCACAAACGCAAUUUGAGAAAUUGUUUGGGCAAGCUGAAACAAAUGUCAAAAAGGUGAUUGAUGAGAAGAUUUCAAAACGGGUCACGACGAGGAAAAGA